This is a messenger RNA of Papaver somniferum (opium poppy), 1136 nucleotides long. RefSeq names its product thioredoxin-like protein AAED1, chloroplastic. Gene Ontology annotation, molecular function: antioxidant activity. The transcript is spliced from 7 exons. The record is from RefSeq and is a predicted model, not a curated record. Lineage: Eukaryota; Viridiplantae; Streptophyta; Magnoliopsida; Ranunculales; Papaveraceae. Bases 136 to 918 code for a protein of 260 amino acids.
CACAAAAUCACACCAUUUUCAUUUGUUCUCCACUAAAGGUUCCGAGUCUCCCACAAACAGAAGUGAAAGUUGUGAAACUCAUCAGUUCAAUUGAUCUCUAGGAUUUGAACAUUUGAAGAAGAAAAGAAAAGAACCAUGUCUGUGAUUUCUGCUCAUCAAACCCUAAACAUUAAACAAUUUAGUAUUUUACCAUCAUCUACAUCGAUAUCUCAUUCCUCUUCAAUGUUUUCCCCUAAUUCAUCCUUUUCUUCUUCAACUAAUUCUCUUUCUACUAAGUUUUUUCAGGAGAAAAGAUCAUCUUCUGUUGUAAGAGUUUCUUCUUCAUCUUCUUCUACGGUUGGUUUUAGUGAAAGUAUCAGUGAGAUUCUUGGGGAUGUUAGUAUUUUCACUGCAGCUGGUGAAUCAGUUAUGAUCAAGGAUUUAUGGGACCAAGAUGAGGGUGUGGCUGUUGUUGCUCUUCUAAGGCAUUUUGGGUGUCCUUGUUGCUGGGAACUCGCUUCAACACUCAAAGAGUCAAAGUCGAGGUUUGAUUCUGCUGGCGUGAAACUAAUUGCUGUUGGUGUUGGUACGCCUGAUAAAGCACGGAUUCUUGCAGAGAGGUUGCCGUUUCCUAUGGACUCCCUUUAUGCAGAUCCUGAUCGCAAGGCAUAUGAUGUUUUGGGAUUAUACUAUGGUUUUGGCCGCACAUUUUUCAACCCAGCCAGUGCUAGCGUAUUUUCAAGGUCUGAGGCACUGAGAAAAGCUGUGAAGAACUACACCAUUAAAGCGACUCCAGAUGAUAGGAGUAGUGUAUUGCAACAGGGAGGAAUCUUCGUCUUCAAGGGUAAACAGUUGUUAUAUGCAAGGAAAGAUGAAGGAACAGGCGAUCAUGCCCCUUUAGAGGAAAUCUUUAAUGUAUGCUGCAGUCCGGUUGCUUAGAUCUUAGUUCCACACCAAUGCUUCGCCUCUCGUAGGAAUGCAGGUAAUGUCUCUGUAAUUUGGUACAGUUUGAGUUCCUCGUGUUUAGGAAUGAGAUUUCCCUGAAGUAGUUAAAAGCCAUCGCAAAAUGUACGCAGAAGAGACGGUGUAUAAGUGUGCAAAACUUAAAAUGUAUUAUUGUAUAAAUAAAUAAAAUUGAUUUCAUAACUCAUUGAGCA